This is a messenger RNA of Clonostachys rhizophaga, 1521 nucleotides long. The record is from the annotation of a GenBank genome assembly. NCBI's taxonomy places the organism in Eukaryota, Fungi, Ascomycota, Sordariomycetes, Hypocreales, Bionectriaceae.
AUGGCAACUGAUAACGGCCUGGGCCUGGGUCAAGACGGGAAGACAAAGUCAUACGAUUUCAUUACAAAUUUUGAAAGACCGGUGACUGAAUACCAGGAAGAAAGAAUGCACUCACAGCCUGAGAACCCAUUUGCUGCGUUAAUCCCGGAGCAGAAGAUAGCAAUUAUCCCAGAGUUCAAGCUCGAGUCUGGAGGGAUUCUCUACAAUGUGCCCGUAGCAUACACCACCAGGGGCAAGUUGUCUCCAGAGGGAGACAACGCCAUGGUGAUAUGCCAUGCCCUGACCGGCAGCGCAGAUGUUGGCGAUUGGUGGGGCCCACUGCUUGGCAGAAAUGGGAAAGCCUUCGAUGAGACCAAGUUUUUUAUCAUUUGUAUGAACAGCUUGGGCAGUCCUUAUGGAUCUGCCAGCCCAGUCACGGCAAGGGAUGGAGAUGCAACAAAGGGGCGAUAUGGACCUGAGUUUCCACUCACAACCAUUCGAGAUGAUGUGAACCUACACAAGCUUCUCCUUGAUGACUUGGGAGUAAAGCAAAUCGCGGCCGUUAUCGGCGGCUCGCUGGGAGGCAUGUUUGUUCUUGAGUGGGCUUACUUUGGGAAAGACUACAUCCGUUGCAUCGUUCCCAUCGCCACAUCUAGCCGGCACAGCGCCUGGGGCAUCAGCUGGGGUGAGGCUCAGCGGCAGAGCAUAUAUGCCGACCCCAAGUAUGACGAUGGCUACUAUUCACUUGAUGACCCUCCUUCCACCGGUCUCGGCGCGGCACGCAUGUCUGCUCUGCUUACAUACCGAAGCCGCAACUCGUUCGAGUCUCGAUUCGGCCGUAACAUCCCGGACCCGGCCAAGGUUCAGACCAUAAGCGGUCGGCCACGACCAAGCACACCGUCCGAGGCGCAUUUCCACAUUCAUAAUGACGGACACAACGUCAAACGGACCUCGCUUUCUAGGAAGGGCAGCGAGUCGGGAACAGACACCAGCCCGAACCCGGAGGGCACGCUUGAUCCACAGUUCCAUGGUCCCCAGAAGACCGCCGAGGGUAGUCUUACCGGAGGUGAUUCGUUCCCGACAUCGACCUACUUUUCCGCGCAAUCCUAUUUGCGGUAUCAGGGCACUAAGUUUGUUAAGCGAUUUGACCCCAACUGCUACAUAGCCAUGACGCGCAAGCUAGACACGCACGACGUGUCACGCAACCGAGCGGCCACCAUCGCUGAGGCCCUGGAGAUGAUCGAGCAGCCCACGCUCGUGCUCGGAAUCGAGAGCGACGGCCUGUUCACGUUCGCGGAGCAGGAGGAAAUUGCCCAGCAUGUCAAGAAUUCCCGGCUGGAGCGCAUCGACAGCCCCGAGGGGCACGACGCCUUCCUGCUGCAGUUUGAGCAGGUCAACCGGUACGUGCUUGGAUUCCUCCGGGAGGUCCUCCCGGACAUUAUGACUAGGGAGGGCGUUGUUCCCGAGGAGGCAUCUGUCGGCACUCUUGCAAAGUCAAGCACUUUUGGUGAGGCUGAGGUGGACGAUAUUACGGCUUGGUAA